CACUGCCUGCCUGCACGUCGAGCAAAAAAAAAACGGCAGCGGCGGCCGUUGGGGGAAGAGAGUAAACAGAGAGAGAAGCCUCAAGAUGGCUGACUCGCUGGGCUCCGUUCACCUCACCGGAGCUGCUGCUGCUGCUACUGCGGUAGCCCAGGCGGUCGCCUCCGCCAAAAGCCCGCAAGUCAAGACGACCGAGGCCAAGGGAGCCCCCGACAACCGCUCUCAGUCUUCCCGGGAUUUCAACCCGCCGCCGCCCAAGAAGGUCCGAGUCGAGGAGAGGAGCGUUAAACCCAAGAAACUCUGCAGGGAAGGAGGAGUGGGAGGCAACGGUAGCGGCAAAGAGAAACUCCAGCAGCUCACGAAGCAGCAGAGUUAUGGCAGCAGCGCGGGUUCGUGGAGCUUCACCCCGGUUAAGACGAGCGGCAACAACCCUCCGGUGCCUGCUACCGGUGGAUCCCAACCGCCGACAAACACACACAAAGUCUUCAAACAGAGCGAUUUCUUCCUCCACAAAGCGCCUUCCUCAUCCAAACCCAAGAAACCGAAUAAAGAUAAACAGCGGGAGAAAGAGAGGGAGAAGGGGAAAGGAAGCGGAGAAGAGAAAAAGAAACAUAAACUGUUGGUGACCUCCGGAUCCGGGAGUAAUGUUAUUAAUAACAACAACGAUAUCAGCAGAUUAAACAACACUUCUGCAGUGAAGAGAGAAAAUGGGGAGGUCAUGUUGCCACCCAAAGAGCACUCCACCAAGGACAAGGCAAAUGAGAGAGACAGAGAGGAGAGGGAGAAGAAGAAGGUGAAAGACAGAGAGAGAGAGAAGAAGAAGCACAAAGUGAUAAAUGAGAUCAAGAGGGAGAACGGGGAAGUCAAGCAGCCGAUUAAAGAUGAAAAAGAGAAAGCCAAGAUCAACUCAGAGGAGCUGCAAAUCAGAAAAGUGAAGAAGAAAAAGAAGAAGAAACACAAAGAGGGGGAGAAGCACAAACGAGUGAAGAUGUACCACCGCUCCUGCCAAACCAUUUGUGCUGGCCUGCUUCUCCUCCCUCCUUCCUCUCCACCCCCCUCCUCUUCUUCUCCAUCCUCCAAUCCCACACACAACUCCUCCCUGUCUCCAUUUAAGUCCCCUCUACCUGUUUACCCCCAACCUAACAACAAAACUGCACAUCUCCUGCCUUCCUCACCUCCUCUCGUCUCCAAAUCUCUCUUUAACUCCUCUCUCCACAACUCUCUGUCGUCCUCCAUCAAGACCCCACAACCUUCCCCGACCAAACACCCGCCGCAGUGCACCUAUCCUGGCAUGGCGGGCCUGGAGUUUGCCCCGUACAUCCACAUAGAGAACCAGCCUAAUGGAGGGGCACUGGUGGCCCACGCCUACACGUCCCAGCUCUCCUCUCUCUCUGUUGGCCAGAGGCAGAGAUUUGCCCAGGAGUUUGUCACCUUGGCUUUCAGCGAGGACUCAUCCCAGGCAGCUCAUUACGUCAUGGGAAUUGUCCACGGAGAAGCGAACUACCUGCCUGACUUCUUGGACUACUUCUCAAACAAGUUCCCAUCAGCUCCAGUAAAAAUUGAAAUACUGGGAAAGAAGGACAUAGAAACCACCACUAUGGCUAAUUUCUACUCUCAGGUGAAGAAAACGUACAGUAAUGGCACAUACAGAGCCGGGGCGAUGAGACAGAUCAGCUUGGUGGGAGCUGUGGACGAAGAGGUCGGGGAUUAUUUCCCAGAAUUCCUCAACAUGCUGGAGGAUUCACCCUUCCUGAAGCGGACUCUUCCAUGGGGAACGUUCUCCAGUCUGAGGCUGAUGAAUCCCACAGAGAGUGACGACGGUCCUAUAAUGUGGGUCAGACCAGGAGAACAAAUGAUACCUGUUGCUGAUAUACCAAAGUCCCCUUUUAAAAGAAAACGCUCCACCAACGAGGUGAAGAACCUGCUACAGUCGCUGCCCAGGACCAGCGAGCCCAGAGAGAUGCUGUUUGAGGAUCGGACUCGGGCCCACGCCGAUCACAUCGGUCAGGGCUUUGAACGUCAAACCACAGCAGCCGUGGGGGUGCUGAAGGCUGUGCGGUCCGGAGAAAGCUCGGAGCCUCCUCGUGUAACCAAAGACGUUGUGUGUUUCCAUGCUGGUGAUUUCCCUCAUGUAGUUCAGAGGCUGCAGUUGGAUCUAUAUGAACCUCCGCUGUCUCAGUGUGUGAAAUGGGUGGAUGAUGCCAAACUAAACCAGCUGCGUCGCGAGGGCAUCCGCUACGCUCGCAUCCGCCUGUGCCACGAUGACAUCUAUUUCAUCCCUCGCAAUGUGGUCCACCAGUUCAAGACCGUGUCGUCUGUCUGCAGCCUGGCAUGGCACGUCCGCUUAAAACAAUACCACCAUGGAGAGGGAGAGGAGGAGGAGGAAGUGAAGGAAGAGGAGCAAGUUGAAUUGAAGGAGAAGGAAAGGGAAACAGUGGAGGAAAAAGAGGAAGAGGAGGGGAGGAGAGAAAAGAAGGGUGAAGUGAAAGAGAGGAUGAAGGAGGAGGUUGACGUGGCAGAAAACAGGACGUUGCCGGCUGUCAAAAAGGAGGAACAACAUCCACCUCUUGUGCCUCAGCCAGGGGACUCGAACGUGAGCAGUGCUAGAAACAGAGAGGAGACGGAGAGGGUAAAAGAAAGAGGAAAACCCAAACAGCAGGUUUCACCUCCCGCAAAGGUGAAAGCAGAACUUCCAGCGCCUCCUGUCUGCAAGAGUAAAUCACCUUCACCUCUCCCUCCUGCCUCUCAUCCUCCUCAUCAGGACACAAAACCCAAAGCAGCAUCAUCAAAGCACCUUCAUCACCACCGCCAUCACCAUCAUUCGGACGGGAGAAUGAUGUCUUCCAGUACAAGUUCCUCCUCUUCAGCUCCUACAUCACCCAUCUCUAAGUCUUCCUCUUCUUUGUCGCCUUCAGCUGUUACUCCUUUACCCUCUUCUUUUGCCGCUCCCAGUCCACCCUCCUCUCCUGUUCUGUCCACAUCUUCCUCCGUGUCAACCUCCACUACAUCUUCCCUGACUAGCCCCAAGCCCGCAGUAGACCCCACACUCCCUCCUUCCGCCGUGUCUUCGACGUCCCAUCCGCCUUCCUCCUCUCAGUCAGACCAACCGAAGGACAAAGACUCACUUUGCCUAAAGCCAGACGCAAGGACGCAGGCGCGGUCGGAGGUGCGGGCGUUACACGGGUCACCUGCUGUGGAUGUACAAACACACACAGACAUACGGACACACACAGUAGCUCGAACGCCAACAGACUCGCGGACACAAACACUCCAAGAGAAAUGGACUCGCAGUGCGGACUCCAGGACGUCUGUGGAUCCACAGCUACAUCCGCCACAGGACAGCGGGAGACAAGGAAUUUACAUGCAGCAAUACACAUCCCAGCACCUCCCACCUCCUCACCUCCCUCACAUGCUUCCCCCCUCUUUCCCCUCUCUCCUGCCACACUCCCAUCUUCCUCACAGACCUCCAAUCCUCCCCCCAAAUCCACUAUCCAAUCCCUCUUUCCUCAGUCAGAAAGCACCACCCCAUUCAGUUCACAUAAGCCAGCUUCACCUGCAUCCCCCACACCAACCAAACAUCACCACACAGUCUCAGCCGUACUACCAGCCUCCCCUAAUCGCCUGCCCGUCUCAACCAAACACCCCCCUCACCAGCCCCCAGUCUCUGCCCCCUCACCUUUCUCAUCACCACCAGUUCGCCCCGCACGCUAAAACCUUCUUCCCCCCUCAGCAUCCCCACUUCCCGUCUCACCACUUUCUCCCCCCUCAGUCUUUCCUCCCUCAACCGCCCAGCUCUUACCCGCUACCACCGCAGUACCAAACCUCAGCACCAGCGCAGGUUCAGCUCCCUCAGCCUUUCCCUCACCCCCCUCCUCCUCCUUCCUCCUCGCCGCCUCCCCCUCCUCCUUCUCAUCCACCUCCUCCUCCCCCUCAACCUUCCCCUAAAGCAUGAAGAGGAGCAGAAACAGAUUUUAUAGUAGUUUUUGUACAUAAUGAUGUUUUUAAAUAUAUAUGUACAAGGUUUUAUUUUGGUUGUGUUGUUGUAAAAUUAUGUAAAAAGGAAAUAAUGAGGACGACAGUGGAGUGUAUCGGUUUGAACACAGUAUCGUAGUUUAUAAAGCAGAGUUGGACUUUAUUUACCCCAAACCUCUUGACAGGACUGGUUUAGAUUGUACUGAUGCUUUGGUUGUGCUUGGGUUAAAAAAUAUUGAGAAUUGAUUGCAUUUAUUGGUAGUUUUUUGUUUUGUUUUUUCCAAUUUUGACUUUAAAGAAGAUAUUAUUCAGGCUUAAAGUUCGAAUGAGCUCCCUAGUCUGAGAAAACUGCUGUCUGGUUCUGUUUUUUUGAAGUGAGCAUAACCCUCAAAUAUCAGAAUAUCUGUGAGCCAUCAGAGGUAGGAAGGAAAAAAAGGUUUCUGCAGACUUUGUGUCAGAUAUUUAUAUGAAAAAGGUCAUGAUGAUGACCUUUUUGUGAAACUUGCAGCUAAUGCUUCCAUUUUUGUGGCUUUUUUUCUAGUGUAUUCUUCGUGCCCAAGACUGUUUCUUGAAUAAUGAUGGGUCAAAUCCUGAUAUUAUACAAUACACUAUUGUGUUGACGUACUAUUGCUACAUUUCCUCUACUAUAUUAUAUCGAUACAUCUUAAUCAAUACAGUAUAUUGCAGUACUUUUCCCUUAUAUUGUAUUUUGAGCAAUAAUGCUCUGCAAUAAUCUAUUGAAUAAGUAUAAAUGCAUCUCCCCAUUAUUGAUAUGGUGACAGCAAGUAUCAGUAUUUUUAUUCUGAUUUCAAAGCUAUUGAUAAAAAGCCAGUAAUGUCCUAUUGAAUCAUGUUCACUGAGGAGCCAGCAGUCAUGAGGAGUGCUUGAAUGUAAUUAACAGGAUUUUUCUAAUCACUUCCAGUGUUUUAUUGUCCAAGAAGAUUAUUAGUGCAGUCUUUAGUGCUGCUAAACAAAAGGAACCCCCCAUGUCAAUUAUAAAUCAGUAUAGUAAGCCACAGUUUACAGUAGCACUGCAUUGAAUCACACCAUAAAGUUGAAUAGUUUAAAGGAAUAGUUUGACAUUUUGGGAGCUGAUGAGAAGAUUAAUACCAUUCUCAAUUGUGUGCGGUAAAUAUAAAGCCGGAGCCAGCAGCCGGCUAGCUUAGCAUAGAGUAAAGACUGGAAAUACUGAAGUCUUGUCAUCUCUGUGAGCAGCCAGGUAACUCAAGAAGUUUCUGUUCCUGGGACAGAGCCAGGGUAGCUGUUUCCCCUUGUUUCCAGUCUUUGUGCUAAGCUAACCAGCUGCUGCUGGUAGGUAGCUUUAUAUUUACUGUACAGACGUCAGAGUGAUAACAAUGUAAGAAGCGAAUAAGCUUUUUUCCUAAAAUGACAAACUAUUCCUUUAAAGUAUUACAAUUAUUAUCUUGUACCUGUAGCCCUCAACACCAGUGGCAGAGCUCUUAGCGUAGACGGUGUAGUCCCUCAUUCGUCCAGGAGUGUUCUAUCGUAGAAAAGGUUUCAGUCAUUCAAUUGAGAAUGACUUCAAUUAAGAAUGACUUCCGGAUGGGAGCCGAAACGUCUUGAUUCUGAAAACAGUGUCCAGAUGACUACGACUGAAACCAGCUCUUAGCGUAAUUUUGCUGUAUUUUUCAGUGUCUGUUGGAUGUGUACCAGGGUCUCCUAGUUUUGAAAACCGAGCACUUGCUGGUCAGCCAAAGAAGAGUUCGACCCAGCCAAGGCUGCUACGCAGACGGCCCGUCAUAGUCUCAGGAAAAAAAACAUUCAGAACACAUCCACAAAUAUAUUGGUCUCCUAAGAAUCCUAAAUCUUAGUAACCUUUUAGACUUUUAGGUAACUGUUCAGGGUCAUUGAAAUGUGGUUAAAUCUGCAGCAUUAUAUAUUAAUACAUAUGCAGCUACAUUAAGAGCUCGCCAUGAGUUAACUUUAGAUCUCACAGCACCUGGAUAUGAAUAACAGAAUAAGCAGAGCAAUAUCAUACAGGUGCAGUAGGUCAAGACUUCCCAAAUGUGACUCAUUACAGCACUUUGUAACAUGGAUAUAUCAACCGCUGUUUAAGUACAGUUGAUAUUAUUGGAGAUACUUUGGGUCAUGACUACCAGAUUAUGUCAGAUUAUCAACAGGGCAAUUUCAGGUCUUCCAAGACUAAUUAAAACUGAUUAAGUUAAUCAUUCAGGCCUCAGCACUUACAUGGCACAAUUUUCUUUUUCUUUAUUGACAUGUGCUCCAAGACACUUUGAUUCCCAACACACUAUUUGUCUAUUUACCUGAAGUCCAGUUUCUCUACAGUGUGGAGCAUCCUUUCUAUUAAAAUGUUUUAUUUAUCGACCAGGGACUGGAGUGACCUUUUGUGUUUUAAAAGUACAGUAAAUUAUUGAUUUUCUGUUUGAGCGACAACUAUGAAGAGUACAUGUUUCUCCAAAUGGAGAAUAUCUGAUUUUAGAGUCAAUCUCUUCUGUCUCUGUGCACCUCCCACAGUUGUGGAACUUUGAUGUUGAGAAAAACUUGAUUUAUUUUUGUCAUUGAUGUCUUGAUUUUGCUAUCAAUAUUACAGCUCACUUGCUAAUGUAGCCCACAACGUUUCCCCAGUGCCUGCCCUUAACUGUGAACUACUAAAUGGUCCAGAGCCACAUAGAGAAGCAGUUCUGUCUUUUCAUGGGAGUUUUUAGGAGUCCUAGUUUUAAGUUUUCAUAGGAAAAUGAGAGCAAAGCCUUAAAUUGGUCUCUAAAGCCGCUGAAAACUCUCCAAAUAUCUGUGGCGUAAGUUGGGAUGAGUCAAACUUUGUGGCUCUCUGGGGCGAUGUCCUAACAGCAGGGUUGUGCUUUUCAUGAUUAGUCUCACCGCCAGCCCAGAAAAUCUUGGAAUAUUAAACAUAAACCUUCAGCUCUCUUCGGGACUUCAUUUCCGAGACAGAACUCUUCAAUUUGUGGCUUUGGGGAGAGCGAGGUGAUAAUGAAGCACUUGAUGCCAGUUGCAAGCAGCUCUUUUUAUGCUUUAGGGUUUCAGAUGUUACAAAAAACCCUGACAGGAACUUAUAUAUUUUUUGUACAAAUGUGACAAAAUUAUGGUUGAAAACAAAACAAGUCUUCAGGGGCUUGCGCUGUUUUCACGGAGUUUAUUUAUCUCAAGGUUUUGGUUUGUUUGUUUUUUUUCUAUUUUGUUUCUGUGAUUUUUAACAGUCAGCACUGUAGUGUACAUAAGAAGUUUUGUAAAGAGGAAAAAACUUGUAGUGUGGUUUCUACUUUAAAUAUGAGCCUAGCUAAUAAAAGGUUCAAUGUAUGGAAAA
Siniperca chuatsi (mandarin fish) is the source of this 7273-nucleotide messenger RNA. RefSeq names its product lysine-specific demethylase RSBN1L-like. The record is from RefSeq and is a predicted model, not a curated record. Lineage: Eukaryota; Metazoa; Chordata; Actinopteri; Centrarchiformes; Sinipercidae. Gene Ontology annotation, cellular component: nucleus. The coding region runs from base 86 to 3949 and encodes 1287 amino acids. The transcript is spliced from 9 exons.